ACUCUGGUGAACUGCGGUAUACAAUAAUGUCGGUCGGUUUGAUUUCGCGGGAAAGGCAGGAACUAACGCGGGAGAAAGAUUUAACCAUCUAGAUGUACGUAUUAGUUUAUGGCCUCCCCUUGGCUUCGAAACAAGAAUACGAGUGGUCAUCUGUGCGUGCGGCAAGCACCAACCGUCUGUAAACGUGAUAGUGCAGGCGUGGGUGUUGCAGCAGGCGUUUCUUUAUGAAUAGACAAAUGGUGCUCCCGCUUUGAGUGCAUUGUGAAUCAGUGAGUGUGAAUUUCUCAGUGAAAAGUUGUGCCGGAAUUGAGUAAAAACCUAGUGUUAAAUUAAAUACACCACACGAGAAGCGUUACCUUCCACUCGGUCGAGAAUCGAGCGUAUACAAGUUCGUUAAUCACGCAUGCUAGACGUAGUGGAAGGGGUAACAAAAACACCUGUAUACUAAAUCUAUAGAUACAGCGGUGGAGUCAGUGGAAACAAGAGACACUCGGCAUCUCGUGGAAAUCACGAUGGAGGGAUCUUUAUCACCGGAAGCGUCGUGCUACGUCGCUUAACCGUGAAGAAUCUCUUAUACCGUAUCGGCAUUGUUUUUUAAAAACAGAAAGUUAAAUACACGUGACGAUUGUGCUGUAUCGAGUUAGUGAGCCUGGCCGUUCGUCCGUUUGCCUGGUCGUCUACCUCUUCUAAACCGUCCUGACACAACGUUUAACGGGGGUAUAAAAAGAAUAAACAUGGCGGCGACGCGAGAGAGAUAGACAGAGGAGCGAGAGAAGGGAGCAAGAGAAAGAGAGAGAUAAAGAAAGAGAGAGAGAGAGAGAGAGAGAAGUCAGCCAGCCAGCUAGCCAGCCAGUCAGUGUGCCAGAAGCGACGAACUUCGUUCCGUGUCGUCUUUGUUUCCAUGAGUGAAAAAGAUCUGUCGUUCUUAAACCAUCCACCCAUUUCUGCAUUUAUUCACUCGUGCAUGAGUAAAUCGUCGAGAAUAACAAGUUUGCACGAUUAAUGCCGAGUGAACGUUUCGCUUGUAAACAGUUAUCAAGGUGCGGUCACGUUCAUCGUGUUCGCGGUGUUUGCUUCGAUUUUCAUGCGUGCGGGGUCCACGACCGAGCGUGUUAGAAAUCCACUAACACAUAGUCUGGCAAUAGGGUGGCUCGAGUUUGAGCCUCCUCAGGGUUGACAUGAUAUGUCAUUGCCGAAGAAAUUUCAACGCCGGUGACAACGACCGUGCGACAGUUUAUCGAAUUGAUACGAUGCGAAUAAUUACACGAAGACGCUGGAUCUGGUGAAAAAUCAAAUAACUGCCCGGGAAGACACGAACAAGGUUUCUUCUAUAGUUACGAAUGAUGUGUUGAAUAAAAUAAAAUCGAGAAAUUUUCUACGAGCCGAGUGUGUCGCAUGGAAAUGGUGUUAUCAAUUGGGAAUCUCCGUUGGUCAGUGACGAUGCUUCUACGAAAUCGGUGAAUCUCGUUCGUCGUAAACAUCGAAUAACAGUGUUUAACGUACGAACGGUAGAAUAAAUAUUCUUGAGUGGUUCGUUUGUGGAAGAGGGGGAAAAAAGAAAAAAAGAAGAGAGGAAAUAGUUCGAUGGAGAGAAGUCGUGCAAGUUGGACGGCCCGGUGCCAAUAACCUCCGUGGUUAGGAAGUAGACAGUUUUCGCACGAUGCGUUUGCCCUCGUGCGCGAUACAUUAUAAAAUUAGACGUUCGAAACUUCGCGCGAAGGCAAAAGGAUUACAUUGUUUCCAUGCAGCUACGAAAGUGGAAACAUUGAAUUGCGGUGGUAACGAGGGUAGGGUCAAGCGACGAAGGGAAUUAAUACGAAUCGGAUGAAUAAUUCGAGAAGGGGAGGGGGGAGGGACCUCUCCCUCGUUGAAGACAGCUGUGCACGGUCGGAAGUGACGUCAGACAGUGGGUUCAUAGUUCCUCUUAUUUUUCUCGCUCAGCUUUUCCGCCCGGUUUCGAAGGGUUGACGAGAGCGCCGGACAAGGAAAGACGGGCCUUUUCACGAACGACUCGUUAACCGUCGCCCAGCGAAUCGUCACAAUUUCUAGUCCGCUGUAUUUACACCGAGAACCACGAAUAUUUUUUAGACGUUCAAUUGUAUUUCGAACGCCUGACCGAAAGGAAUAAAACCGUAAGCGUAUCGAUGAUAAGUUAAUUCGAACCAUUCGAAUGCAGACUUAUCGAGCGAGCAUCGAAGACAUAUUGGAUGCGUCUUAGGAGACUUAAUAACUCGGAAGGUGUUCGCUAACGACCCACGUGGGCGGACGAGGCAUUUCGCUCGUGAAAUUUCGACCCUGACGAGAACGAGACUGAAAGUAAAUCGCGUUAAAUGCUUUUUAGUCGAUUUAAUUUAUUGAAAAAAACGAAAGAACGUCGCUGACGAUGUGACGACUCUUCUAAAGGAUCGACCAAAUUUACUAUUAUACAUACAUAUAUAUAUAUAUAUAUAUAUACGUAUACAAUAAAAGCUUGGAACAAUAGAAGAGAUAUCGAGCGAUAGCAAUAAAACAAACUAGCGUGUUAUCAACCUCGAACCAACAUGUUUUUUUAUUGUUCGAACGACAAUACACGGUGACAGGUUGAAAGAUAUAUGAAAAAAAAUUGAAAUAUCGAAGAGAAGAUAUCAAAGGGCGAAUCUGUUGGAUCGUUCGAUGGUUGCCUCUUUCGUCGUUCGACCGAUCGGUCUGUCCGGCAAAAAACACACGCUUUUAAAUCAUCGUCAAAUGGACACAAAUGACUAGCUUAAUUCUAUCGGCGAACACGUACGAGAUGCCCCUGCCAAGACCGAACCUGUACAUACCCUCGAGCGCGAUCUCCACGCAGACGUACAUCACGUCGAGCGACACCAAUCACCUGCCACCGUUAAAGGGUAGCGCGUUAGCCCUGAAGCCGACCGUACGUUCCAACAACAGUCUACUCAGUCUGACUGGUGGUAACUCGGACAGUCUGAACUUGAGCCUCGGCUCACACGCCGCCGGUCACAAUUCCAGUCACAAUUCCGGUCACAAUUCCAUACGUAACACCAGUCAUAACUUGCAUUCGCAGCCGGACGGUCAGUCGGGUAGCGAGACCAAUCACAUGCCACCGUUAAAGGGUAGCGCGUUAGCCCUGAAGCCGAGCUUAAUCAGCUCCAACAACAGUCUCCUCAGUCUGACUGGUGGUAACUCGGACAGUCUGAACUUGAGCCUCGGCUCACACUCCGCCGGUCACAAUUCCAGUAGUCACAAUUCCAGUCACAAUUCCAUACGUAACACCAGUCAUAACUCGCAUUCGCAGCCGGACGGUCAGUCGGGUAGCGCGUUACCGAAGAACGGCCGUCCGAACGGUAGUUCCUGCGGUAGCGCCGGCACCUAUAAACCCAAGACCAUCACCGCCACUCCGGACGCCGUGCUCAAGAUCUACAAGAACAGAUUGACGCCGUACGAGCAUCAGGAGAUCCUCGAUUACCCCCAGAUAUACUUCAUCGGGGCGAACGCGAAGAAGAGGCCUGGCAUAAUCGGUCGACCGAACAACAAUGACUACGACAACGAACACGGUUCCUACAUCCACGUGAAUCACGACCACGUCGCCUACAGGUACGAGGUCCUCAAGGUGAUCGGCAAAGGGGCGUUCGGCCAGGUGGUCAAGGCAUACGACCAUAAGAAACAGGAGCACGUUGCCUUGAAGAUGCUUAGGAACGAGAAGAGGUUCCAUCGUCAGGCGCAGGAGGAGGUGAAGAUACUGAGGAAGCUAAGGGAACAGGACAAGGACGACACGAUGAACAUCAUUCAUAUGUACGACUGGUUCACGUUCCGCAAUCACAUGUGCAUCACCUUCGAACUCCUCAGUAUUAAUCUCUACGAGCUGAUUAAGAAGAACAAGUUCCGUGGAUUCAGCAUGCAGCUGGUCAGGAAGUUCGCCCACUCGUUGCUUCAGUGCCUCGUCGCCCUUUACAAGAACAGGAUCAUUCAUUGCGACAUGAAGCCGGAGAAUAUUCUGUUGAAGCAGCAAGGACGCGCCGGUAUUAAGGUGAUAGACUUUGGUUCGAGUUGCUACGAGAAUCAACGCAUCUACACGUACAUUCAGAGUCGGUUUUACCGGGCGCCGGAGGUGAUCCUGGGCGCAAAAUACGGGAUGCCGAUCGACAUGUGGAGUCUCGGUUGCAUCCUCGCCGAGUUGUUCACCGGUUUCCCGCUUCUGCCAGGUGAAGACGAGGCGGACCAGAUGGCUUGUAUCAUCGAGCUCCUAGGCAUGCCACCGCCGGAGGUACUGGAAUCCGCGAAACGACGCAGGCAGUUCAUCAAUUCGAAGGGUUAUCCUCGAUACUGUACCGUCACCACCACGUCGGACGGUUCGAUCAUCGUGAACGGUAGCAAUUCUAGGAAAGGAAAAGGCCGCGGACCACCGGGUUCGAGGAAGCUGAAGCAAGUGUUGAACUGCGACGAUCCUUAUUUCGUCGACUUCAUACGGUGCUGCCUGAGAUGGGACCCGGAACAAAGGCUGACGCCUAGCAAAGCUUUGAAGCACAUAUGGUUACGUCGAAUGUUGCCAAAGCUUCCGCAGAACACUACUCACGACGCUUUGCCCGCGUUACCAGCCGCGGCUGCUCCGCCACCUCCCUCGACCACCGGGCUAAGAACUUCGGCUACCGGUAGCCGAAGUUCCAGCAAGUCGAACAUCUUGCAAACGAACAACACCGAGAACACGAACAAGGUGAAGCAGUUGAACGAGUUCCUACACACAAUGUGCACGAUAUAUUCGGCCCUGAACCGUACGAACGGAACGGGCCGACCAGCUCAGCCGGUCUCGGCUAAUCAUCAAGCCAGGGUCAGCAGUCAUCCGUCGUUGAACUCGAUCGCCGGUGACGGUGGUAGCAGCGGUGGCGACGGUUGCAGCAGUAGUACCAGCAGCGGACAGCACAGUCAUCAGUUGCAAAGCGUACCGCAUAACAAUGGUUCGCACGGAUCCCACGGAUCCCAUGGAUCUCACGGCUCGCACGGGUCCUCGCACGAUAGUCGCAGCUCCCUUCGUGUACGCGGUGUCGGCCGAGUCGACUGACGUUUAACGAGGACAUCAUCGAACAGCAGGGACGAGUCACCGAAAUACGAGGCCACUCUUUCUCUCCUCUAACGCGUCGAUGAUGUUUCGUUGCUUGUCUCGGAUGUAACAGGUCCUCCUCCUUGUCGAUUCAAGGAUAAUGCUACCUGCCAAACGACACCGUAUGGUGCCUCCUACCUCUGGUAGCGUUCGACUAGGGUUCAGAGAAAGGGUGGUCCCGUAAUCGACCUCCAGGUAUUACUGUGAUCUUUAGUAAAACUGCUGAUGGUGAAGGAACUGUUUAAAACAAUAUGCUCGCGAUACCUCGAAUCAUGUACCUCAUCGCGUUGCUGUCCGAUACGCUUGUCCAGCAUUCAUUUCUCGUAGUCGUCGUCGAUGUUGUUUACUUUUGUACUCGAGUAUUUGUGUGAUAACGUUGUAAGAGCGAUGACACCCUAGUUUACGUUCGUUUCUAUAUGUUCGUAGCGUGGAAGGAAUGCGGGAGGUUAUUUGUGUCCAGGGAAGCGUAGAAGCAAAGAUUUCUGCACCGUCUCGAUGAAUCGAUUUUGUUCCGAGUCAAAGGGUUAUUUCGUCGACGUCUAAGGACGAAGCUUAUUCGAUAUAGCGAGGCCAUUGCUGAGAGCAGCCUUUCACGCGAACAAGAAUCUAAUAAUCAAAGGGCAUGGAGCACAGCCGCCUCGUUGAAUAGAGUCAUCCGGCAGCUUUUUAGGUCAACCGAUUCCUCCGGUAAUGCUAUCAGCUGCGAGCAGAAGGGGAACGUUGAUUUUCAAUCGACGCGAACCGCUGCUUCUUCUUCUCCAUGAUUAAAGGACACUUGGCUUGUCUUUUCACUGAAACGCUACUUUGAAAUCACUAUUACUUUCUUCAGUUUUGCGAAUCCAGGAUUAUCGAGCAUCGAUCUUCAUUCAACUCGAUUCUUUUGUUUCGUGGAAUCUGAAUCUGGAAAAUUAUCUUCAGUCCCUUGUCUCAGUAAUCUUUCUCACCUUUCAAUUUCAUCGUCACUCGAGUAUAAUUUUUAAAUAAUUUAUUCCAUGUACUUUUUAAUUCUUGCCAAUAGCUUUAAUUUAUGAUCUUGCAUUUUUUAAUCCUUCUUUUUGCAUCUGUUAGAAACAUUUAUUCUGCAUUUUUAUACGGUGCAUUUAUUACAAGAAUUUUCACCCUGCCAAUCUCUACAAAAAAUAAUCAAGAAGCAUUUAUUUUGACAAAAAUUCGAUAUUGCGAAUAUUUUAAAACUUCUGAUAAUUUAUGUAACUGAAUUUGUUUUUUUCAUCGAUAGGUAUCGACACUUUGAUAAUUUUUUUAUCACUUCGCGUUUAUUUUCUUAUCUGAAACUCGGCUACUUCGCAUUUCGAAGUAUAAAUAAAUAAACUAAAGAGGCGUGCUCAAAUCCGAGCGUGUAACUUCGACGGCGACCCUGGCACAAGCGAAUUCACGCUAAUUUUAGUUUUUGACUGAACGGAUAAAGGGACGGAACAGCGUUUCGACGUCGACGUUGAAGUUUUAACCGAGAACGUUGGACGAGCAACGAUCAGAAAAAGGGAAGCACGGUUGUAACGCGGGUGAAACGUCUCAAUAUAAUCAAAGAGUGGAAAGAUCAGAUGCUGAAAGAAGAAGAAGAAGGAAAAAAGAAACGGCAAUCAAAGCCAACGAUCAUAAGGGACGAUCCAUGAUGAAGAAACGAAGAGGAAAAAUAAACGAAGGCAGUGAGACGAAGGUUUAUUAUAAAAUCGUGAUACUGAACAAGAUAUCUUGUGAUAUGGAAUUUUAGACGUAUUGGGGUUCAUUUCGAUGAACAUAGAUAAAAAUAUAGAUAUAUUAUAUAUAUGUAUAUGAAGUGCGUAUAUAUAUAUUGUACUGUAAUGUCGUGACGCGCUAAUCAAGAACAAAGAAGAGCGCGAUUAUUAAAUGAACGUGCUUAGUGAGAAGUAGCCAGCUGAAGCAGGAUAAAUAAUGCGUUAAAAAGAAAAGAAAUACAGCGACAAAGGAAGAAGAGAAAAGGUCUCGUGAAACGUUUCACGAUACAAUGUACGAUGAUAUCGUUCACGAUUCCUCCUCCCUCUUUAAUUUUACAUUUAAUUCCUUUUUAUCAUGUGAUUAUAUUAUACGACCGCGUACGAAUCUUAGAAUUGUACAACGGCGAUCGCGAACGUGUGUGUCUGAUUAAUCUCGCGAGAGAACGAACAUUCAUCAUUAUCAUUCUUUUUAUUUCUCUCAUUUUUUUUCCUUUUUUUUUUUAAUUAACACGCGAAGGCACAUUGUCCCCCGCUGGUCGAGAAGAAACGCGAAGGAAAUAAUCUUGGCGUAUUUCAAUUUUUUUCAAUAACGCUUUAAGAAGAUCGAUCGUAAAUACCACUGCCAAUACCUUCCUCUAUAUAAGUUCGGCUCUCGUUUUCUCGUAAGUACAAGCGAUCGCACGUAUUAGUUACGAACCUAGUCCCCCCAGUGAAAUUUCAAUAAUCGUGCUCGUUGCAGAAACAAGGAAAUAGUAUAUUGGCAGAGGGAUUUGAGUUAAGGAAGAAUUUCGUCGUUUACGAUUUGGUAUAGCGAAGCGUUGCUGUCGCUCGUAACAAAUUAGUAUGCUAAUAGAAAUUCGUACCUUAAUAUUUUGGGUCGCGUUGGAAUCGCAAAGCGUCGUUGGAAUAAUUUCUCAGUUGCGAAAAAUUUGCUAUUAGAUAAUUAAUUCGUAAAGCAAUUAAUUUCUAGCUGAGAGAAUUCGUCGCUUUCGAUUCGAUGCGACGAUUAAAACCUUUGUUGCUGAAACAAUUUUCAAUUUAAAAUAAAUUUCAUACUGGAAUCGCGAAAUUUAAUAUUUUUCAAAUUACAAUUAAUUUGCUAUUCAUUUCUCUGCCAAUCUACUCAUUUCCCAUGGCUCGUUCGAAGUGCUUACGCGUGUGACGAUUGUCAGUAAGCACAUCUCACUUAUGCAUACUAGGUACACGUUAAACGUAUACUAUCGCCGCGUUUACCAAUUAACAGAUAGACAAAUUGCUCGAGAGUUUACGUUUGACUUAAUUUCUAAUCACAAUCCUCACUGCUUUACUGUGAUUAACGUUAACUCACGUUCGUUGUCGGUGCAAACUUCGGCUCAAACCUAUCGCGUGUAUAUUUGUCGAUUGAUCUCGAAGAAGAUUGCCCAGAAAAUUAAUUCAGGCUCCUUCUCCUUCUUUUUAUUUUUAUUUUCUUUUUUUUUUUAUGUUUUCUGAAGCAAAACGUGUAUAUAAGUACGAUGUAAGUGAUUAGCUUUUUCUCUCCUUUUCUGUGUCCUUUCUUUUUGUAUUAAUUGCUUUUUACUAUAACGCGUCCCGACGCCCAAUGAAGUUUAAGCGAUGUAGUUGUAGGCUUAUACGAGACAGGAUAUUUCAAGGUCUAGGCUUUAACUCAAGGUAAACGAGGGUGUGUGCCGAUUGUCUGGAAGAUGUACACGGAGAUUUAUCUGAAAGAAAACCUAAGCGAUAUCCACCUUUUUUUUCCUUGUUUCUAUCUUAUCUGUUUCAAAAUAUUGAUAGAUCUGCUGCAUUUCUGUGCAUUUCUUUAUGGAUCUAUGGAUGCAUUGAAGUUUUUUGGAUAUUAACACAUUAAAUACCGUGGGAACCAUCGAUGACCCUCACCAGAAAUUUAAUAUAGACUGAAAUAAAAUUCCAAGUGCAUUAAUAUUAUAUUUAUUUCAUAAGCUGGCAAGUGAAAAAUUCAAAUGAAAUAAUUAUAAUUAUAGCCUAUCGUAGGUCCAUUUUCUCUACGGUAUUUAAUGUCUUAAAUAUUCUGUAUAAAAUACCCCUGAAUCAACCCCCAAAAAAUCAGAACUAAUCCGAGUCAUCGUGAAAGUUUCAAACAUCGUAUCAUCAUAAAUAGAAUGAAUAAUAGAAAGUUCCUUUAGCGAUUUGCAACGAAGUGAGGUAGAUAAGGGAAAAGUACAGUUCGCAGAGGCAUGAAUUUGCGAUGUGCUUUUAUGGCAAAUACAAAUUAGUAAUCGCCUGCAAUUAUAACGAAUUACUAAUCCGGAAUGAGUUUUCUCCUUAUUUCGUUUACUUUCCCACUUUCACCUUUCAAUGCUCUACUUAAUAGUAUAAUUCACUAAUUUAUUUAGUGAGGUUCCCCGCUACAUUUCCAUCCUUUUCAUUUUCUUCUCACCUCUUUCUUUAUCUUAAAAAAGCAUGAUUUAUUAAUAUCCAUGACACCGUAUUAAAUAUCCUUAUUAAACCCCCACUACGUGAUGCGUAUGUAACACGCCUGGUGCAUAACGCGUGUUACAUCAGGGUGCAUUUUAACCCCUUUUCACCCUGAUUACUUUAAGAUGCGUUUAUAUUUUAAAAUAGGACGCGUGGAAUAAUUAGAAGUAAAAAAUGAUUAUUUUCAAAUUUGAGACGUAAGUCGUGGAUGGCACCGAAAGUGCUGAGACUUAAUUUUUGACCAGGUAUACCGAAGGAAAGGGUUAAUCUUGUGGAAGAAUACGGAGAUUUUAUCGGAUCGAUCGACGAGGCGUGCUGGCCCGAAGUUCGUUGAACGCAGCCACCUCGUUCCGUGACCUUCCCUCUUUCAGAUCUUGCCAUUCCGGUGAAUCGAUGCUCUCUCCCCCCUCUCUCUAGAAUCCUUAUCAUUCGUACAGUCAGACACGAAGGAACCUCUUCUCCUUGUCGUCUUAUCCCUCUUCAAACGCGUCCUCGAUGACCCUUCUUCGAGGACCAAUUCCCUUCCGACACACAAGGUGGAUAUUGUUACGGUUCCGAACACACCCGAUACUUAUUUGAGAAAAAGGAAAGAGAUAAUAAUUGUUUAAGAGAAUUAGCGGUAAAUAAUAAUAGAUAAGGAACGAGGAUAAACGAUGUCGAAUGAACAAAAGGAGAGAAAAAAAAAGAAAACGGAAGUCGGGUUAGCUUGUAGAUCCUCGCCCUCCUCUUUUUCGGUUCUUCUCUUUUCCUUGAUUUUUAACCCAGAGACGCGUAUAACAACGUGGCGAAGAAAGGUUGUGCCAAAUUUUAUAAUACUCGUCAAGGUAAUUAGAAAAUGUGGGUCCAAAAAUCAUUCUAUUCUGAGUUAUAAAAAAAAUUGUAUUUUGUGUGAAGGGUGUUCGAUAAAGGUGUGGCAUUAAUUUAAAUUCAAUUUUUAAAUAAAUUCAACAUUUUUCAAUGUUGAAACAAAGCUUUCAGUUAAUAUUAAUAAUACUCAAACAUGGAUCUGGAAGUGUUUUAUUUUCAAUUUAUACAAAAAUUUUUCUAUUUAUUCUGACGAGUACUUCUUUUUAAAUUCCGCACAACCUUUUCCGAACACCCCCGCGUCUCUCACCUUGCAUCUCUCUUCCGUAGGGAACGACCAAUUGAUCGUGCGCCAUAGCGUAUCAUGAAAUUUAUUUCCGAUUUAACGAAGCGUGCAUUUUUAUUCACUGCGAAGGGAAAAAAAGCUGCUGUGUAUUCUAGCGGAUAGAUUCGAUUUUCCAAGAUACAGAAACGAACGAACUUCGGCAAUUUAUUUAGGGGAUAACUUGUGGUCAAAAUUAUUCUUUUUUCAUGCUCGUAAACCGAUCGUUCCUAUUUUUUUUAAUAUAAUGCAGUUCAAUAAAAUCAUAAAAUUUUAAUAACUUCCUGUACGACGUCAAAUUUGAAUUUUUUUAUAUGCACGAACGAAAUCAAUAUUCUUUUUUUCCAAACACGGUAGAAUACACGGUACGCGAGUCCAAUACCGAUUUUCGUACAAACAUGGUUCCAAAUGAAAAAGAAAAAUUAAAAAACACUCGUGCUACCAUUAGAAAUUUCAUAAUCAUCGAAACACCUGUACUACAUUUGUACAAUAAAAAAAAAAAAUACUGAAAUAAUUGUACAAAAUAGACAACCGUUAUCCUGCCCCGAUUUUUAUGGUGUUCGUUUUACGAUAUACGUUUCUGCACACACGCGCGCUUUCUGUACUCGCGAAAUUGUCUUCAGGAAGUGGCCUCUAACAUAUUCUACGUGUAAUUCGUUUUUACCCGGAUCGAAAAAACUUCUCGUUUAAUCGCAGGUGUUUCAUUCGUUCGCGUCGACAGACGCCGCUGCAACGAUGCGAAACGAGCGUAAUUAAUUAUGUCUUUCAUUUUCUAGGAGGAUUACAUUGUCGUAUUCUCGGUUUGUAUGAUACUCGGAAGUCGCAGGAAACCCGUGGCGUUUCUUUUCUCGCAGUCUAAUUUUAAUCGAACGACUCCUAACGAAUAUCUAUCAGCGUCUUGUAUUCAAUUGUGUACCUCGAUUUGUAUAUAAAAAGUAAAAAAAAAAAUGAAAAAGAAAGAAACGAUUUGUUCCUUCAAGUGGAAUGAGUUCAAGCGGCUCAGUUUAGUACCCCUUUUAAUAUAAUUCCUCGAACAGAGUUAUGUGGAUCGGUUGCAGCGGCAGCGAUCAAUCGAAUCAUCCCUCUUGAAUCGCAAGCUUUUUUAUAUUUUUUUUGUAAAAAGUGUGCAUCGUACUCGAUUGUUAUUUCUUCUCUGAUUAUGAUACUUUUUAUGAGUUAAGUUUUAUUAGGCUACAGGUAUUUUGACAAACGAUGAGCAUUGAUAAUAAAUGAUCGUAUGCAGGGUGUUCUGAAGAGCUCUAUACCGUUGGAUAGAUCACGAAAAAUCGAAACGAAAAGUUCUGUAGCAUUUUUCGAUAGGAUCAGUAGUUUAGCCACAUUUCGUAGUUGAAAAUUGACCAAUCACCGCGCAGCUUCAGUGGCUCGACGCGGCAGAGGAGGCGUGUCUUGCCACUGACGCUGCGCGCUGAUUGGUCAAUUUUCAACCACGAAAUGUGGCUAAACUAUUGAUCCCAUCGAAAAAUGCUGCAGAACUUUUCGCUUCGAUUUUCCAUGAUCUAUCCAAUGGUGUACAGCUCUUCAGAUAAUUUAUAUACAAAUUACCUUUGUUCCCUUUGGUAACACCUGAGCCCUUAAUAAUUAAUCAUCCCAGGUCAAUAAUUAAUCAAUUAUAAUUCGAAUCAAAAUGCAUUUAUCCGAAAUAAUCUAGUGAUUUUGCUAAUCGUUUGUCAAUGCACCGGUAGCCGUAAGUUUAAUGCGGUUUCAUCAGCGACAAAACGCAACGUUUGAUCUCUUUACAGGCGCGAAUAUACAUAGACGCGUCGUAUGUAGGUAACGUAAUUGUAAUCGAAUCAUGCUCCCGUUUUCUUGCGUCCAGCGUCACGUAUUAUUUCUCCCUUGUCUUCUUCGUGUUCUCGAGUUUCCUCGAGGAUACAAGAACGAAGAAACGUAUAGAGGGACGCGUCGUUGUACAUCUAGCAAUUCUACGAAUGUACCGUGGAAAAUUAUACGAUUUAGAGCGUUUAUCCGACAGCACUAUGUCGGUCCUCGGAAAGACACAGAAGGAUCUCGUAUGUAAAGCGUUCUUUCGUCAAAGUCAAGGAAACGCGAAAACUGAUUUUUCUAAAGGACUGCUCUGAAAUAAACGCUGCUUACGACAGUUAA
Messenger RNA from Osmia bicornis bicornis, 12454 nucleotides. Its product is annotated as dual specificity tyrosine-phosphorylation-regulated kinase 2-like. Gene Ontology annotation, cellular component: nucleus. The transcript is spliced from 2 exons. Lineage: Eukaryota; Metazoa; Arthropoda; Insecta; Hymenoptera; Megachilidae. Gene Ontology annotation, biological process: peptidyl-serine phosphorylation; peptidyl-threonine phosphorylation. Gene Ontology annotation, molecular function: protein serine/threonine/tyrosine kinase activity; ATP binding; protein serine/threonine kinase activity. The record is from RefSeq and is a predicted model, not a curated record. Bases 2735 to 5038 code for a protein of 767 amino acids.